CACCUCUUGCCAAACAGCUGAGUUAAAAAACAAAACGGAAUGAGUUGAGACAAAACAAGCAGAUUUUGAGGGAUUAAAGAAGCAGAAUGUAACUUAUUUGGAGUGAGUUAAGCCCAAAAUUAAUCAGAAGAGCUGAUUAAAAUCUUGAUGAAGUCUCAAAAAUGAUGUCCAAUAUUUUGGAGAAAACCCUGGGCUCUGUCUUCACAGGCAGCAACACUGACCAGUUUGCGGGGCUGAAAUCGCUGUACCAAAAAUGUCUCUCCGCAAGAACGAAAAAAGAGGAAAAUCAAAUAAUAAGAGAGUUGCUGGCCACGGUAAAAUUGCGCCUCAGCAACCCCAGCACGCGACCCCUUUUGGCCGGACACUGCUUGGCCUUUGCAAUUUUUGCUGAACUAAUGGGAUUCAAUGUCGAAUUCGCUCACAUCCACGCCAUCAACUUGGCCCAACAGUCUUCCAUUGUAGAAAAGAAAAUGGGUUAUGUUGCUUGUUGUUGUCUUUUGAACGAGACAAACGAACUGAACCUGCUUUUGGUGAACACUUUGGUGAGAGACCUGGCGAGCAAAAACGUGGCCAUCGUCGGUCUUGCCCUGUGCGCCCUUUGCUCAGCCCCGUUGCCCACAGAGGUCAUUCCGUCAAUUCUUCCUGCAGUCCUUGACAGGCUAAACCACUCCACGGCUUACAUUCGUUGCCGGGCGGUCAUUGCUGUGCAUCAUAUUUUGCGGAGGCACCCGGAGCAUUGCGAGCAGAUGGUGUGCAAAGUGGUUGCCCUCUUGGGGGACAGCGACCCCCACGUUGUUCACAGAGCCUUGGGCUGCUUGCCUGACAUUAUUCAAAAAUAUCCUGAGUUGGUUGCUGGCCUCGUGCAACCGCUGGUGGCAAUUCAAAGGCAAAUUCUAAAUGGAAAACUUCCUGCGCAGCUGAACUACCGAGGAAUUCCGACACCGUGGAUGCAAAUGUCGAUUUUAAAAUGUUUGCCUGAGCUUUGUUUGACGGAAGAAGAAGAAUUUGCUUGCAAAGAGGUUCUCCUGGAAACAAUCAAAAUUAUCUCGACCAAAAACAUUGCCAUCAGUGAACCUCCGAUCAGAAGUGCCAUUAUCGCUCAAGCUCUGACUGUCCUGCUCAGCCUUGAGGAGACUAAUGAGGCCAGCAGGAUAAGAAUCAUGAAUUACAUUGGCCUGAUGCUCCAGUCGGAAAACUGCGACGUCAAAAAUGAGGGCCUUCUUUUGCUUGAAAACGCCCUUGUCAAGUAUCAGAUGACUUUGACUGAGGAGCAGAAUUCUGUCGUCAAGUCCAGCUUAGACCACGCGGAUUUGUCAAUCAAGAGACGUUGCCUCGGAUUGUUGACUGCCGGGGCGACGGAAAAUGACGUCCAGUCGGUUUGCGGGCAGCUUUUCACCCAUGCUGCUAAAUCAGAAGACGAGAGUUUGAAACACUGGUUGCUGGAGCAGGCUUUGCUUUUAUUGGAUAGAUUUGAAAGCGCUGUAUCUGAAGACUGGAAACUGAGCGCUCUGAUCAAAUUAAUGCCAUUGGCCGAGGACACCAAAAUCAACGAAAAUAUUUACAAGAGAGCUCGAGGAAUCCUAGUAAAAGGAAAUUUAAAAGAUGAGACGUGGGCGAAAAUGCUAGCCGUUUUAACCACUCACGGAGAAGCGAAAAGUGCGCCGACCAAUUUGCUCAUGUUGUACAUUUGGACUCUAGGAAACUUGCCCCACUUGUGUUCAGCGGGUACCCAAGAAGCACUUACUAAAAUCAUUGUUCUUGGAAACAAGCUACUUAAUAAUGCUAAGAGUGAACCUUCAGCUCGGGACCUGUUGCUGCAGAUUUUGUGUUCAAUUAGAAAGAUAAGCGAGAAAGAAGAUUUCUUGAAACCUGACAACCUGGAUAAUUUUCUGAAAGAGGUGUCAGAGUUGUCGGCUGUGCAUUUAGUCGAAGCCUCCGAUUUACUGAAAACCUUGGAAAACCUCGAGAAAAUCAGGAAAUGCCUGCAACUCGAAUAUGAAAUUGAUUUUUCCCUGAGUGCCUUGGACAAUUUUGUGUUGGAGUCCAUUCAGACAGGAAAUAAAAAAGUUUAUCAACCGCAUGUGGCCAUGCUAGUGCUCCAGCCGAAGCCCAUCAGGUCGCCCGAGUUGGCUCAUUUGUUGCCCGUUGAACUGCCGUCAAUUGUUAUGCAAACCUCCCAAGACUCUGCAAAAGCCUCUAUGGAAUCGUCUUCAAGCAAGAGCAGCCAAGUUGCCGAACCCACAAGCCCAAAUCAGGCGCCAGCAACAUUGUGGACAAAAGAGGGAAGGAUCAAGAACACUUCCGAAGAGCAGACGACACUUGCUGAUUCUGACCCUCUUACAAAUGCCCUUAGACUUUCUCAACAGAUUUCCAAAAAUGCACAAAAUGCAGAGCCUGAGGACCCAUUGGGAGACCUUCUGAGAUGACUGAUCUUUUUUACUGGAAAUCAAUUGCGGAAUGAUAAAUGUUGUUGUUGUGUUUCUGUCAUAAAUUGAUGUUAAUUUAAUAUGAACUAAUAAUUUUUUG
Messenger RNA from Neocloeon triangulifer, 2526 nucleotides. Its product is annotated as AP-4 complex subunit epsilon-1-like. Gene Ontology annotation, biological process: intracellular protein transport; receptor-mediated endocytosis. Gene Ontology annotation, cellular component: AP-4 adaptor complex; membrane coat. NCBI's taxonomy places the organism in Eukaryota, Metazoa, Arthropoda, Insecta, Ephemeroptera, Baetidae. Bases 162 to 2426 code for a protein of 754 amino acids. Gene Ontology annotation, molecular function: cargo adaptor activity. The transcript is spliced from 14 exons. The record is from RefSeq and is a predicted model, not a curated record.